GACAAUUGGGGAAGUAGAUAGGCUAUGAUACGAUUUCAUGAGAAUUGUAUGGAAUGUUGCACUUGCCUGAUUUGCGUUUCCUCCACAUUAAAUCUGUCAUUACCCUCUUUUGUACUAGCAACAAACAAAGUUCGUACGGAGAGUGAAGUAAAAGACAAAGUAUUGUUCGAAUAUUAUCAUUUUACGUUUUCACUUAUUGAGUGGUUGGCUUGGAUGUUCUGAUUAGAGUAACGUGAUUAACGUCGUGUUUGACUAAUGUUUGUAAGUGAUCGGUAGCGUUGUUUUCAUCAACUGCCAAAAAUAUACGUGAUUUGAAGAUGAUGCCACCGUGCCCUACAAACUACAGCGUCCGUGUUUACUCAUGAUGGUAUAUUUUUUAGUGUUACACCUUAAUCUCCGACAGUUGUGUCCGGAGGACCUUCUUUCUCGGUUACAGUACAAUCGCAAAGCAACCCACACACAUCGAAUUUUGCCACCGAAUACAACCUUAAAUAAAUAUUUGACCAAAACUAUCCCCACAAAAGUAAUAUUUUAACUACUUUUUACAUCAUACUCUGUAGCAGCGUAGACAAACAGCUCUAAACCACUAUAACAAUUUAAUGUGGUGCAGUAAAUUGUAUUUAUUUGUGUUUUCGUCGUUCUCCAAAAAGUGUGGAAAAUGAAAAUUUUUCUCAUUUAAUCAUCUGUUCCUGUAAUUGCCAUUCUUCUGUAAUGUGCUACUAGGCACGUGAAAUUAAACUAUUUAUUUAUUUGUCAUCAGGACAUUCUGCACAGAAAAACUAGCUGAAAUGUUAUUUUGAAUGUUUAAGUACAUGAUAUUUCCAGUUUUAAGUAUAUUUCUGACUGAAAUGAAACAAAUAAAAAAAGAAAACUAUUAAAGAUGUACAUAACAAAUGCUGAUUACUUGCCAAUUUACCUGCCUGACACAUGUAUGUGUGAAUAAUGUAUUUCUCUGUGUGAAUAAUUGAUGUCUUUCUUAAUAUUACAGAAGUACUAGAUACCUGCAUUUUAAGUUUUGUCACUAAAGACUUUUUAUUGUGAGGCCAUUGCACUGAACAAUUGUUUCAGUGAGAUAUAGCACAGUUUUCUGAUUGAGAGCAUGUUACAGUAGAAUGAACUCAACCAUUACAAGAAGAGAUCAACAGAACUUGUACUCAGAUAAUGGGGCCAUAAUUAUACCAAGUGUUAAUGGACAUUGCCUGCAAGCCAGGUGUAAUAUGUGUCUACAAAGAUCUCUACCUGCUGAACUGGAAAUCAGAAAGUUGCCUCCUCAAGCUUUAUUUCGUCUUGUUCAGAUACUCGAAUAUGGCGAAGCAUGGAAGCAGCUCAUGGCCAUUAUUCCUAAAACUGGAUCUGAUCCAUCUGAGAUGAAAUACAAAGUGGAACAUGUAAAACUGAUUGAACAUCAUGCAAAUAUGCAGAAGCGACCUUGUGCAGAAAUCUUUUUGGAGGAGUGGAGCACUAGUGGAAGGAUUAGACCAAAUUUAGCAUUCCUGCUAGAACUUUUGGUUAAAGCUGAACUGUACAGAGCUGCAGAAUUUGUCGCUGGUGAUUUAUUGAAAGACAAACUGCCUGAAAGACCAGAGUCUGGGCCUGCUGCUGCUGUUGAUUUGUCCGAUGAAGCUUUGCAGAAACUUCUCCAAUCAAAAAACCAUGUUAAACCUCCGGCUGAUGUCAAUGGUUUGAUUGAUUCAUUGCCUAAGCCAUUGGAACAGUUGACAUUGUUUGAUGGAGCUCAAGAGUCUGUUACUCCUGGAGGCUCUGGUAAUGUACACAUGAAUAAUACUGAGAGAGGACAUGUUGGUGUAAAUGAAAGCAAUGAAACUAUAAAUGAAAUGCCAACAAGGAGAGUGGAUAGUAUUGAUGCACCUGCGAUCAGUAAUGAAAGAAAUGAGUACAGAACUGAUUCACCUUCAGAUGUGCAUCCUAAUAUAAGUACAUCAGUGCCAAAUUUUCCAUAUUCAUUGUUGGAUGAUAUUACUAACCAUUUCUCUGAAACGCCUGUGGUAGCAGGGCAGGAUUUAAGAAGUGGUCGAAAGUUGGGCACUGGAGCAUUUGGUUCUGUUUAUCUUGGAAUUUUACCAACACAGAAAGUUGCUGUUAAAAGAUUAAAGAGAGAUGCUAUAAAUGUUGAGAAGCAGUUCCAAAAUGAAAUACAUACACUUUCAAGGUUUAGACAUGAGAACUUAUUACCUUUGGUGGGUUAUUCAUGUGAUGGCCCCAAUUACUGUUUGGUGUAUGAGUAUAUGAGUAAUGGAUCACUGCAAGAAAGGCUAGCUUGCCAGGGCUCAACUCCUGUACUGAACUGGCAAACAAGAUUGGACAUCGCUCUUGGUACAUCAAGAGGAAUCUUGUAUCUGCAUACUGCAUUUGAGAAGCCUCUGGUUCACAGGGAUAUAAAAAGUGCAAAUAUUUUGCUGAACGACAGUUUGCAAGCCAAAUUAGGUGAUUUUGGACUUGUCCAUCUGGGUGCAGGUUCACAACAGACUCAGAGUGCUCUUCUGACUAGUACAGUAUUUGGCACAUCAGCAUAUAUGGCACCAGAAGCUUUUAGAGGAGAUGUGUCAGUCAAAUUAGAUGCCUUCAGUUUUGGUGUGGUGUUACUGGAACUUCUGACAAGCCUGUCACCCUAUGAUGAAAACAGAGAAGGUUGUGACUUGGUAACACAUGUUGAUGACAUUUGUGAAGGAUCCAUUGAACCACUUCUUGAUACCAAGGCUGGCAGUUGGACAGCAGAAAAUGGACAGAAGAUAUGUGAAGAACUUUAUGUUAUUGCCAUUAAAUGCCUGGAAGAAAAAAGAUUGAGGCCAAGUAUGGAUUAUAUAGUGAAUACACUAGAGAAUAUUGCUGAAAAAUGUGGUUUUUUGUAGAGACAAAUUGUAUAUAUUGAUUAAAUUUUAUUUUCAAAAUGUGCAGCUGAA
Messenger RNA from Schistocerca gregaria, 2921 nucleotides. RefSeq names its product interleukin-1 receptor-associated kinase 4-like. The transcript is spliced from 10 exons. The record is from RefSeq and is a predicted model, not a curated record. Gene Ontology annotation, biological process: protein phosphorylation. NCBI's taxonomy places the organism in Eukaryota, Metazoa, Arthropoda, Insecta, Orthoptera, Acrididae. The coding region runs from base 1113 to 2870 and encodes 585 amino acids. Gene Ontology annotation, molecular function: protein kinase activity; ATP binding.